Messenger RNA from Coniosporium apollinis CBS 100218, 420 nucleotides. RefSeq names its product sorting nexin-3. Gene Ontology annotation, molecular function: phosphatidylinositol-3-phosphate binding. Gene Ontology annotation, cellular component: early endosome membrane; retromer complex. The transcript has 2 exons. Gene Ontology annotation, biological process: late endosome to Golgi transport; endocytic recycling. The record is from RefSeq and is a predicted model, not a curated record. NCBI's taxonomy places the organism in Eukaryota, Fungi, Ascomycota, Dothideomycetes. The coding region runs from base 1 to 420 and encodes 139 amino acids.
AUGCAGAGCUUACCAGACUCCCGCCCCCAGAGCUUCGACGAGCUGUACGGGCCCCCCGAGAACUAUCUCGAGAUCGAGGUGCGCAACCCCCAAACCCACGGCACAGGCCGGCACAUGUACACGACCUACGAGAUCCUCCUGCGCACCAACAUCCCCGCCUUCAAGCUCAAGUCCUCGUCCGUGCGGCGGCGAUAUUCAGACUUCGAGGCCUUCCGCGACAUCCUCGAGCGCGAGAGCGCGCGCGUCACCAUCCCGCCGCUGCCGGGGAAGGUGUUUACGAACCGGUUUAGCGACGAUGUGAUUGAGCACAGAAGAGAGGGGCUGCAACGAUUUUUGCAGAUCGUGGUUGGGCAUCCGCUGCUGCAGACGGGGAGCAAGGUGCUGGCGGCUUUUGUGCAGGGUAGGUUGGGGCUAGAUUGA